Silurus meridionalis is the source of this 1654-nucleotide messenger RNA. RefSeq names its product potassium channel tetramerization domain containing 17 (gene kctd17). Gene Ontology annotation, biological process: protein homooligomerization; proteasome-mediated ubiquitin-dependent protein catabolic process. NCBI's taxonomy places the organism in Eukaryota, Metazoa, Chordata, Actinopteri, Siluriformes, Siluridae. The transcript has 7 exons. Gene Ontology annotation, molecular function: cullin family protein binding. Bases 328 to 1251 code for a protein of 307 amino acids. The record is from RefSeq and is a predicted model, not a curated record. Gene Ontology annotation, cellular component: cytoplasm; Cul3-RING ubiquitin ligase complex.
AAACUUCUAGACACUAAACAUAAACAUUCCAAUUUCAUAACCUUUUUAACUCUGUAAAGCUGCGUUGGAACAAUGUUUAUUGUUAAAAUCGCUAUCCAAAUGAACUGAAUUGAGUUACUCGUUCAUCGACAGGUCGCUCCAAUCUGGCAACCCAGGUGAAGAGCCGUUUAGGGCAGCGGGCAGCGACGCCACAGUCAGACUGAUUCAGGGCGGGAGAGGGAGCUGGAGCAGGAGCAGGAGCCGGUUAUUCUAUUAGCAUAUCCGUUAUUGCUGUUAAAAUAUCCCGGUCAUUUACAGAGUAGAUCAACACCAAUCAUUUAUUGCCUAAUGGCUACGGCUACUACGGAUAAAGGAAAGCCGGUACAUUGGGAUGUAACUGAAAGCGCACCUAGUUUAGCACACAGCAACCUAAACAACAACAACAACAAUAAUAAUAACAACAACAAAGACAGCGAAGGAAGUGAAGGAACCACGACACCCACGUCUACAUCAAUCGACACGAGCGGCACAGAAAGCAGUGUACCGGGGAACGGAGCUGGGAUCAGCAACACAGGAAGCGCGGACGGGAAAUGGGUCCGGCUUAAUGUCGGCGGUACCGUGUUCUUAACGACGCGUCAGACACUGCUCAAAGAGCAAACAUCCUUCCUGUACCGACUGUGCCAGCAGCAGGACCUGCAUUCUGACACGGAUGAAACAGGCGCCUAUGUGAUCGACAGAGACCCUACAUACUUCGGCCCUAUACUCAACUACCUCCGACAUGGGAAACUGGUUUAUAACAAGGAACUGGCUGAGGAAGGUGUCUUGGAGGAGGCAGAGUUUUAUAACAUCACUCCACUGAUUAAAUUAAUUAAAGAGAGGAUUCUUGACCGAGACUGUAAAGCAUCUCAGGUACCCCCAAAGCAUGUCUACAGGGUGUUGCAGUGUCAGGAAGAGGAGCUGACGCAGAUGGUGUCCACAAUGUCAGAUGGCUGGAAGUUUGAGCAGGUCAGCGUGCGUGCCUGCCGAAAGCCACGGCCCGGACUGCUCUGGACUAUGGUGAAUAUCGGAUCAUCGUACAGCUAUGGUACAGAGGACCAGGCUGAGUUUCUUUGUGUUGUGUCCAAAGAGCUGCACACAUCUGGUGGGGGCCUGGGGACUGAGCAGAGCCACAAGAAUAAGGCAUCAGACAAUCAGAUGGAGGAAGGAGAAAAAGAGGAGCAGGAAGAGGAAGAUGAGAAGGAAAGAAAUGCCACCCCAAAUGAGUGGAUUUAGAGAUUAGGAGACUUGUGUCAUUGUUCCAAUCGCAUGAAUAGCUUUUCCAGAUUCAUGGAUCCCGGAUGUAGAGCGUGCACAUUUUUUUGUAUUGCCAUAAUUAUUUUUUUUAGAUACUGAAUUGUCUCUCUCAGUGAUUUAGUGGGAAAACCAGCAACUGAAAAAUAAUAAGUAUAUGGAACUGUGUGUAAAGCAUGUGUAAAAGUAAGUGUGCUACAAAAAGUGGACAAAGUAUUACUGUUUAAGCAAAAGUUAAUAGAUCUUACUAACCUGUGACCAAAGGGCAAACAAUUGUGGUAUAACUCAUGCCAACUUUAGUGUAAUGAAACAGGGAUAAAAAAAAAAUGUAACCUGGGCCAUUAUUCAGCAUUUCAGUUAAUAUUAAAUUUCUAUCAUACCCUCA